CGUUUAAAUUGUAAUGCAUUUUAUUAUAAAUACUCUAUAUACGUGGAACCGAUGAUAAAGAUAUAUGAGAAAUAUCUUUUUUCAUAUCAAUGUGAGCUGUUUAUUUAAAUCUCACACUCAUCCAUUCAGGAUGAUUACGAAUAGGACUGUAUGCGUUUUUAUCCUUUUAACAUUAUACGAAAUGUUAUAUGCUACUCAAAAUUAUAAUGAUAUAGUCGGCUAUACGGACAUAAAAAAUGAAAACAUACUCAAAAAGCAACUUCUUUCAGAGAAGGAAAUGGUAGAUAAAUUUCGCAGUUCUGUUUUGAUGAAUCAUUUAACAUAUAAUCUUUUUGAUUUUAUUAACAAGAGUAAUCAGGAGAUAUCUUUACGACAGAAAAGACUUGCGCGCCCUUUGAUCAGUUGGGAUAUUUCUAAAAGAUGUUUGUGCCCGUGGACAUCGACUUGGGACUACGACAAUAGCAGAAAUCCAGCAUUUAUUGCUAGGGCAAGGUGUGGCAAGAAGUGCAAUUUUAAUUUCACAAACUCAAACCUGUCGCAGAUAUCGAGCAUAUUGACAUCUUGUGAACCCUUUACAACAGAUAUCCGCAUAUAUAAAGAAAACAAAGAGACGUAUAUCAGGGACUGGCCAGUAGCUUGUAUUUGUACGAGGAAAGUGACAUCUAAAGUUCCAAAAAUAAUCAGGAAGAGAGUGAAAUCUAACGACAGAUUCAGUCAAAGAAAACGAUCACAUUUGAAGAAACAAAAGCGCAAAAGAAGAAGAAGAAAGAAAAGGAGACGCCAGAAACGUAGGUUGUACAAAAUAUCACGACGAAGACCUUUUAAAAAGAACCAUCAAGCUUAUUUUCCUUUCGUUCUACCUCACAGACAGUUUUGAAAAACAGAAUAAAUUUGCGAAAAGUGAGUUGAUCAAAGACGCAUGUUUGCUAAUAUCGCGGGGCAAGCACACGACAUUUCAAGAAAGACUCACGGUAUAUAUUUUUGGAGUAAAGAUAUAUUUACAUAUGUUAAAGUUAUACACUUUUUAUGCCCCCAAAGGGAGGCAUAUAGUUUUUGAACCGUCUGUCGGUUUGUCCGCAAUUUUCGUGUCCGGUCCAUAUCUUUGUCAUCGAUGGAUGGAUUUUCAAAUAACUUGGCAUGAAUGUGUACCACAGUAAGACGACGUGUCGCGCGCAAGACCCAGGUCCGUAGCUCAAAGGUCAAGGUCACACUUGGACGUUAAAGGUCAUUUUUCAUGAUAGUGCAUUCGUGUCUGGUCCAUAUCUUUGUCAUCCAUGGAUGGAUUUUCAAAUAACGUGGCAUGAAUGUGUACCAAAGUAAGGCGACGUGUCGCGCGCAAGACCCAGGUCCGUAGCUCAAAGGUCAAGGUCACACUUAGACGUUAAAAGUCAUUUUUCAUGAUAGUGCAUUCGUGUCUGGUCCAUAUCUUUAUCAUCCAUGGAUGGAUUUUCAAAUAACUUGGCAUGAAUGUGUGCCACAGUAAGUCGACGUGUCGCGCGCAAGACCCAGGUCCGUAGCUCAAAGGUCAAGGUCACACUUAGACGUUAAAGGUCAUAUUUCAUGAUAGUGCAUUGAUGGGCGUGUCCGGUCCAUAUCUUUGUCAUUCAUGCAUGGAUUUUAAAAUAACUACGCAUGAAUGUGUGACACAGUAAUACGACGUGUCGCGCGCAAGACCCAGGUCCGUAGGUCAAAGGUCCUAAACUCUAACAUCGGCCAUAACUAUUCAUUCAAAGUGCCAUCGGGGGCAUGUGUCAUCCUAUGGAGACAGCUCUUGUUGUCAUAUAUUAUGUAUUAUGUGAAAGACUAUUAGAGCUUGAAAUUAAUGUGUCUUAUCAAAUGAACUAAUAUAGAUAUAUGAAGUUGAUAGUUUACACAGAUCAAAGAAACGUUUCUGAAUGGUAUUUUAAUAAUGACAUCGUAUUUUAUUAUAUAUAUAUAUAUAUAUAUUUUAUUAUCAUUAUUAUUAAAUUUUAACUAUUUCAACAAUUUAAUACAAAAUAAUCCUCUGCUUCUAAUACACAGAUUCUAUUCAGCUAAUUUUGGUACAUGUUUGUUAUCUCUUUGGUAAAAUUUCUUUAAUGUAUACAUAAUUUCGAUUUACAGAUCAUAAAACACCAGAUGAACAAAAUGCUCGAUUUAUUCAAUGUUUCAAGCGGUCCAAACAUAGCAAAAAUAAUGAAAUGAACGCAAACUAUAUUGAUUUCCCGAGGCAGCUUCGGUGUUUGAGAAGUCGACAGAGCGGUUUCUCAUUGUAUUUGUUUUUGAAACAAAAUGAUAGUCUAUAUCAGAAGGCAUCUGCAAAAUCAUGCCAGAAAUAAAUAUGCAUAAAGUGUAAUAUUUUAGUAUAGUUGCGUCUACAUUGAAAUAAGAAUUACAUAUCAAUGAUAUGGUGGAUGCAUUUAUCGACUUUCUAAGAACUAAUUAUGUCCGGAUACUGCCUGGAGUGCAGUUAAGAUAAUAUUUAAUACUUAGAAUGUUAUCGCAUAUCCGGAUUUUGAAAUUUCUUAGAUACAUAGCCGGAUCUUCAAACAUAUUAAAGCUGAAAGUACCCACUUGCGUAUCCUGCUGUGAAUAUGACAAUUAGAACGGUGAUCAGGAUACGUAAGAAAGUAUUUCAGCUUAACGAAACUUUAUGUUUAAAGAUCCGGUCGAACUUACCAAACAGCACAGUUAAAGUAAAGUUAAAAUACAAAAAUAAAACCAUAAAAAUUAACAAGUAGCUGCUUUUAUAUAUCAAUAUUUUAGCCUGUCAGAUUUGCACGUUCGGACGAACUCGAUGCAUUUGACAUUUCAAAGAAAUAACAAAUUGACAGCUGUGACCAGGAACAAUGGAAAUUUGAGCGUUUGUUGGAACAACAAGAUAAAAAAACAAUGACCUGAUGUCUGUUCACAAUUUAUUUUAAUAUAAUGGAGUACAAUGUCUCACCAUUUUCCUGUACUAUAAACACUCUUGAAACAAAAGAAUAAAGUAAAGUUUGAAAAAGGCCUGAAAACGUGCGACAAAAUAAAUUCACAGCAUUAAAAAGGACUUUCAGUAAAAUACCCUCUGACAUUGUAGUAAGCAGUACAGUAAGGAGACAAAUGGAAAAUAUAAUUGCAGCGUACUUCGUUUGUCUUGUCGAACUGAGGUAGAUAUUUCCUGUUUCAGGUAAUAGCUAUCUAUCCAGUCAAUUAUGUCACUAGUAAUAGUUUGUUUUGAACAUGCUAACGUAACUUUAACAAACCAUUCUAUCUACACAUGAAAAUAUUAACGCAUAACUGUUUAAUUCGACAGCUGUGUAAAUUUAUCAUUUGUAUUGACCCUUGUAAGCUAGACAUGGGACAUGAAGUUAGCAAGACUUUGAUUAUAGCAUCUAAUCGGUAUUUUAAACUUUACAAAAAACUGCUAUAGAGAUAUGAAAUAUGCGACUUCUUGACAUUGAGUAAGAUCAUA
This is a messenger RNA of Mercenaria mercenaria, 3433 nucleotides long. RefSeq lists its product as uncharacterized. Lineage: Eukaryota; Metazoa; Mollusca; Bivalvia; Venerida; Veneridae. The coding region runs from base 65 to 877 and encodes 270 amino acids. The record is from RefSeq and is a predicted model, not a curated record. The transcript is spliced from 3 exons.